ACUCGUGACCAAGUCCUGAAUAGCAUUUGUCAUGCGCUUCCGUUUACAUUGACUUGACAAAUUGAAUUUCAUGUUUCAGUCAAUUUCCUUGUAAUCACAGGAACUCACGUGAAUAUAUAGGAAGAAUGAAAGAUCCGGAAAUCAAACAGCUAGACUGAUGAAUACCACAAUGAGUCUGUGUGGUAGUUAGUGGAACAUGGGAACAAAACAAUAAAGAAUGUAAAGGUAAAUAGUGAAAAGCAUGCAAAAGAAUGUGUUUCAUAGAACUUUGAGACAAUAAAAGGAGUCCAAUAAAAUGAAGACAUGUUUAUGGCAUUUGGUUUAUUGCAAAGUGUCAAAAUGAUCUGUAUUAACCACGUUUAUGUGCAGAAAAAAGGAAUUUGACUUUGGUUCCUCUUAUAAUACCAGGCACUGUACUGACACCCUAAACUGAUGAAAGACUUUCUUACAUGGCUAAUAUUAAACUAGUGGAUUUGUAUUUGAUUCAUUGGAAUGUCUUCUGCUAAACUAAUUCAAGAACCUUUGCAGACCUACAGAAAUAGAUCGUAGAGGUUGUUUUGGGACAAAAACCAACCUAAAAAUGUUGAAUAAUUGUAUUAAAAUGAGAUUUGGUCAUUAUUUCUACAUUAAAAGUGUGAACACUUUAAAAUUAUCUGUAGUGACCUUAGAGGAUUUCUGCUAAAAGUUAAUGCUCCAUGUCCAAACUAACAUAAAUUAAUACAUUAUGUACAUAAUGAAAAUGUGAGCAUUUAAGGCAGACAGAAACAGAGCAGACCUCACCUCCUUAAAAAGAUCCUCCCUCUGUCUGCCCCCCCCCCUGCUGUAAAUAAGGGAUCGUUUAAGGCAGCGAGUAGAGAUCUGAUCAGCAGAGCACCCUGAUCCUUUUUUCUCCAUCCUGUCAACAUGAGGUUUGAAGAGAUACUGGAUGACAUCGGUGGAUUCUCCAAAUUUCAGUUUUUCCUGUUGUCCAUCCUGUGUCUGCCUCGUGCCAUUCUCCCUCUCCACUUUCUCCUGCACAACUUCAUCUCUGCCAUCCCUCCUCACCACUGCUCCCUCGGGAAGCUGGAGAAAAGCAAUGACAGCGCCUGGUCCCCAGACCCUGAGACUCUGGCCCUCUGGAUCCCCCAGCAGGACGACGGCUCUCUCAGCUCCUGCAGAGUCUACAGCUCCCCACAGACCAGCAACCUCAGCCAGGAGAACAGGACUGUGAUUUGUCCAGAUGGGUGGACCUACGACAAAUCACAAUUUAGCUCCACGACGGCCUCUGAGUGGGAUCUGGUGUGUAACGACAAGCAACAGAAUCAAGCACUUGCCACCUACUUCUUUAUUGGAGUGAUGUUUGGAGCCAUUGUCUUUGGACAGCUUUCAGACAAGCUUGGUCGAAAGUCCAUGCUUCUGGUGGCUAUAAUCGCCUCCACCUUGUUGGGAGCCACCGCUGCCUUGUCCACAUCCUACAUCAUGUUUGCUAUUUCCAGAGCGCUCUCCGGCUUAUCCCUCAGUGGGCUGUCGAUUAUCGGAAUAGUCCUUGGUAUUGAGUGGACAGAUACAAAGCACCGUACCUUUACGGGAACCAUUAUGAGUUUGUCGUGGAGCGCUGGAAACAUGCUUCUGGCUCUACUUGCCUAUUUCAUACGAGACUGGAGGCAUCUAACGCUGGCAGUGACAGUGCCCUGCGCUGUUACCAUCAUCUGUUGUUGGUGGCUGCCUGAGUCCGCUCGCUGGUUGUUGGCUAACGGCAGAACAAAGAAAGCAAAAAAGUAUUUGGUUCAAUGUGCUAAGAUGAACAGGACCGAUCAACGCACAACCAAACUGGACAUUGAAGUUCUAAGGAAGGUAACCGUCACUGAAGUGGCAGAGAAGAACCACACCUACUUGGACCUGAUCAGAACCCCUGAGCUAAGGAAGAUCACUCUCCUCUCUGGGCUGUCCUGGUUUGCUGUUUCCUUCCUCUACUAUGGGAUCAGUUUCAAGAUUUCAGGAUUCGGCGUCAGCAUCUACCUCACUCAUUUCAUCUAUGCUGCUAUUGAAAUCCCAGCCAAAAUCUUCACAUUUUUCAUCCUGGAUGUAAUUGGCCGGCGGAACGGCCAGGCAUGGUUUCUGAUUGUAACAGGAGCUCUGAUUGGAAUAAACACUGUCAUACCUUUAGAGUACUCUGUGAUUCGAACAUGCAUCGCUGUGGUGGCCAAAGGUUUCUCUGAGGCAGCAUUUACCACAGCAUUCCUCUACUCAACUGAACUCUAUCCAACCGUACUCAGGCAAUGUGGUUUAGGCUACACCUCCUGUCUCUGUCGGUUCGGAGGCUCCCUAGCCCCAAUGGUCAUGCUCCUGGAAGAUGUUUGGCUUCUUCUGCCUCCUGUGAUCUUCGCUGGGACUGGAAUCAUCAGUGGCAGCUUGGUUUUUCUCCUUCCAGAAACACUAAACGUCAAUUUGCCAGAAAAUAUUCUCGAUGUUGAGGAGGGAAGACACAUACAAAGCGAUGCAGAGCGAGGCGAAGACGGAGAAAUUCAGCUGAAACAAUUAAACUGCGAAGACAAAGCAUCACAGCUUGCAGCUUGUUAUUAAAACGGGAUUUCUGUUGGCUGUGGAUUUAUUUAGUAAAUUGAUGCUUUUGGAUUUUCAUUGUAAUGUUUAGGUUUUUCGAACCAGACUAUUGAGAUUAUUACCUGAAUUUAACAUUAAAUAAAACAAAAUCAUAACUGGUGCAUGUCACAUCUAGGGAGAAACCAUCCUGGGUUUAGCUGCCCUUGUUUGUUGUACAGAAUCAACAAAGAUCAUAGUACAUUUUCUUACAAGAUGACACUAUUUGACCUUUUUACAGAUUGUUUUUAAGAUUAAAAGGUAUUCUUAAUCUGACAAACAAGUCUCAUCAGAAUAUGUAUUCUAAUAUGUUGAAUAUGACUGUAUUUUAUAUA
Molecule: messenger RNA, 2912 nt
Organism: Xiphophorus maculatus (southern platyfish)
Lineage: Eukaryota; Metazoa; Chordata; Actinopteri; Cyprinodontiformes; Poeciliidae
Gene: slc22a7a
Product: solute carrier family 22 member 7-like
Exons: 10
Coding region: 904-2562 (552 amino acids)
Biological process (GO): transmembrane transport
Cellular component (GO): membrane
Molecular function (GO): transmembrane transporter activity
Source: RefSeq, a predicted model, not a curated record